Messenger RNA from Pseudozyma hubeiensis SY62, 270 nucleotides. RefSeq names its product potential fungal zinc cluster transcription factor. The record is from RefSeq and is a predicted model, not a curated record. The coding region runs from base 1 to 270 and encodes 89 amino acids. Lineage: Eukaryota; Fungi; Basidiomycota; Ustilaginomycetes; Ustilaginales; Ustilaginaceae. The transcript has a single exon.
AUGCAGUUCUUUGCCCGUCGCGCAUUCUCGUCCCGAUCAGCCAUCCGAGCACCCCCCGCUCCCUCGUCCGCCGUCAUGGCUUCCGCACCUCGAAGCACCGUCCGACCUGGUCGUGUAGCCAUGCUUCCCAAGGCCACCGAGCCUACCUCUCCCCCUGCUUCGGCGGGCGUCAGCACGGCAGCAACCCUGUCGCACGACGUCUUUCCUCAAGUCGGAAGCAUCUCGGUCCCGGGAGAGCAGCCUAAUGUCAUCCGCACUGGAGAGCAAUAG